CCAAAAUUAGAUACUUUUGAAAUAACAUUCAAUAAAAUAGUUUAUAGUAAAACAAAAAAUUCAUCGUUAUGAAGACGCAACAUGCAGUCCAAUAUGAGAAGAGCAAUAAGAUAUUCUGGUGUUUGAGAAGGUAGCUGUUGUUUUGUCCUGGAUUUGUGUAGUGCUGUUUUUUCCAUUCUCGCUUUGUUGCUGCAUAUUUGUGGUCAGAGAGUGUCAGAGGAUUGUGGUAUUCCGAUUGGGUCGUGUGAGGUGAAGUGCUUGACUUCCUUAAGGGCCAGGUCUGGUGUUUAUGCUUCCCUGCAUCGAUUCGUUCAGAACCGUGGAUAUUCGUACGGAUGUGAUUGAUUCGGACCCCCAGGACAUGCUUACCAAGGACUCAGUGACGAUAACAGUGAACGCAGCUGUGUUCCACCACGUCUUCAAUCCCAUCGACUGGUUCAUCAAGGUGGACGAUGGAAAUGAUGCCAUAAGAAGGAUUUGCCAGGUCACUCUGCGCAGCAUUGUCGGAUCGAAGAAUCUGCACGAAGUCUUGACCUCCAGGGAGCAACUGUCCCUGGAAAUCCAGGAUGCCUUGGCAGAGCUCACGACCCGUUGGGGAGCUCGGGUGACACGGGUGGGCCUGCUGGAAAUUGUUAUACCAAGCAGUAUAGAGCGCUCCUUGGCAGCCGAAGCGGAGGCAGCUAGGGAAGCACGAGCCAAGAUCAUUUUGGCCGAGGGCGACGCCAAGGCUUCACAGGCCUUAAAAGAAUGCUCUGAUGUGAUGUCCGGAAACCAAAUUACCCUUCAACUAAGGCAUCUGCAAAUUCUCUCAUCUAUGGCAAAAGAACGUAGGGUAAAUGUCAUAUUCCCCAUUCCCUUGCAGAUAAUGGAACCAUUUAGCGAUGGAAAAAAGUCGCCGGAACCAGCGAAAAAGGACGAUGAUAUGAAUUUAUACUCACCAAAAGUGUACAUCAUCGGUCCCCCACCGGAAACCCUUCCUGACCCCAACCCCAAUCCCAAUCCCGAACCCCAACCCGAACCUCAGCCCGAUCCCGAAUCAGGUACUGUUAAUGGUUCUAAGUCCUCUGCACCUAGGGGAUACCAAGAAACAAAUCCCCAAGAAGCUGCUAAUAGGGAAAAUGUGGGUGAGAACAGACUUGGCCGAACUUGGCAGUGGCCCCCAUUCUUCAGACCUUCCCCAAGACCUCCUGAUGGCGAACAACCAUCUGGCAGUCGUAGAGCACCUGUUGAAGAUGGCCAACGAGCGACCGGCAGAGGAACUAAUCAAACUAAUGGAGUCGAACCUUAUCCACUACUGACUAAGCCUCCAACCCGUUCUGGUUCUCCUUCUACAAAGCCCACUUCUAUUCCCCUUCCUCCUCGUCCUGAUCCCCCGACUCUUCCUCCGGUUCCAUCUCAUCCAACGCUUCCUCCCAUUCCUCCUCAUCCCUCAUUACCUCCUCUUCCUGAACGACCCACUCCUCCUCCCAAAUCUACUUCUCCUCCUGCAGAAAAAGAUCCAAGAGUAACCAAGCCCGACAAAAAUUAUUAUUUCUAAAUAAUGCCAAUAAAAAUAUAUACUGUAUUUGAGAUAAAUUUAAAAAAUA
Molecule: messenger RNA, 1586 nt
Organism: Drosophila biarmipes
Lineage: Eukaryota; Metazoa; Arthropoda; Insecta; Diptera; Drosophilidae
Product: band 7 protein AGAP004871
Exons: 5
Coding region: 290-1537 (415 amino acids)
Cellular component (GO): plasma membrane
Source: RefSeq, a predicted model, not a curated record